Messenger RNA from Cetraspora pellucida, 375 nucleotides. Lineage: Eukaryota; Fungi; Glomeromycota; Glomeromycetes; Diversisporales; Gigasporaceae. The record is from the annotation of a GenBank genome assembly.
AUGGGUAAAGUUCUUAAUAAUAAACUAAAACAGUUUGUAAAAAAAUCAAAAACUAAACAGAAAUUAAUUGAAAAAAUAUUGGGUCAUGAUCCUGAUUAUGCAAUAACAAAUCUUAAUAAUAUAGAAAGACUUGCUGAUAUUGUAUACAAUAUUGAUGGUUCAAAAAUAAAAAAAUGUAGAAAAAAAAAUAAACAAGAAAAGAAAGAGAUAAAAGAAAAAAAACCAACAAAAUAUCAACAAUUCAUAAAAAAUAAUUAUGAUAAAGUGGCAUCAAAACAUGAAAAUAAUAUAGAGACAAUAAAAGCAAUUGCAAAGAUGUGGAAAAUAAGUCCUAAAAAUCUGAAGAAUGGAUCAGGGUUUUCAGAAACUAUAUAA